AGGUUUAGUGAUUUGCUCCGAUGAAUUUCCCGAUCAUCUCUCCUGAAUCGAACGUUGUCUCCGUCAAUGUUGGAGGCCGAAUCUUCCAGACGACGAAACAAACGUUGACCUUGGCCGGAACCGAUUCUCUUUUCUCUCGACUCGUCACUGAGUCUUCUACUCGAUUCGUCGAUCGAGAUCCCGAUUUGUUCUCCGUCCUUCUCUACAUCCUCCGUACCGGAAACCUACCUGCGAGAUCGCGCGCUUUCGAUGUUCGAGAUCUGAUCGAGGAGUCUAGAUACUACGGGAUCGAGUCUUUCCUGAUCGAUUCCCUCUCGAAUUCGUCGCAGUUCGAGGCCUUCGAUCUCCGUAAAUCCCGAAUUCUUCCGUUGAACGGUAGAGAUUCUCCGUCGACGAUCGCACCGACGGCGAACGGUGGAGGCCUCCACGUGGCGCACGGGAGCAAAAUCACUUCGUUCGAUUGGUCGCUGAGGCGGAAAUCGACGGUGUUGACGAAUUUCUCCGCCGUGGAUUCCCUCCUCGAGAUAUCGCCGGGAGUAGCUGCCGGAGCCACCGAUUUCCCAGGUUUGCAAAUCAUCGAUCUCGAUAACGGCGGAUUCGUCCGUACGACUCUGAACUGGGAAAAUGUGACUAGCUCCACGGUUCAAGCCAUAGGUUCUUCCUCUGAGUUUCUGUUCACUAGCUUUGAAUCUAGCAGAAGGAACUCGAAUUCGAUUAUGGUGUAUGAUCUCUCUACCUUGUUGCCUGUGUCAGAGAUCGAUCAUUGCGAGAUCUAUGGUGCUGAUAUUGAUUCUGCGAUUCCAUCGACUAAGUUGAGAUGGAUUCAGAGUUGUAAUCUGUUGAUGGUUUCUGGUUCUCAUAGUAGUCCGUCUGGUGUGAGUGGUCAUGUACGGUUUUGGGAUGUAAGGUCCAAGAAUAUGGUCUGGGAGAUUAAGGAGACACAAGAUUGUUUCUCUGAUGUGACUGUCUCGGAUAACCUCUCGACGGUUUUCAAGGUCGGUGUGACUUCAGGGGAGGUUUUCUACACCGAUUUGAGGAGUCUAGGAUCUAAGGAUCCAUGGAUUUGUCUUGGAGAAGAGAAGAAGAGAAGCUUGAAUGAGAGACGAGGAGUUGGGUGUAAGAUAGAGAGCUAUGGUAAUCAUGUGUUUUGUAGUAAAGGAAGUGGGAUCGAGCUUUGGUCUGAAGUGAUCACGGGUUUGGUAGGGAACGCAAGCCGGGAUGUAUUGGAAGAGAGGGUUUUUAGGAAGAAUUCGUUCGCGAAAUUGGCGGAUUCAGGAGAAAACAAGAUAACCGGAUUGGCGUUUGGAGGGAACAGAAUGUUUGUGAUUCGAAAGGAUCAACAGUGUAUCGAGGUUUGGCAAAGUCCUAGUCGUGGAGUAUCGAUUUAAUGAGCCAGUUUCAAGCUUUGUUAGAGAGAGAAGCACAUGACUCUGGAACAGGCAUUUUAUCUACCAGAGCUAGUUCUGUGAUCUGAGAAGCCGUUAUUACUGUCUCCGACUUCGGAUUCGGGAAACCUGCCACCGGAAAAACUUAUGGCUUCACCGGCCAUUCUCAGACCUCCGAACAUAUUGUUAUUGUCUCUCUGCUGUGAAGAAGUUGCAGGAUUCACUUGUGUCGGAAAAUUAUAACUGCUACCGAUUAGAUUAGGCUGGAAAGCAGCUGGAAAACCAGAGAAGUAACCGUUGUUGUGUAACAGAGAAUUCCCAAAUCCUUGUCCUCCCGUGAAUCCUGUCUGAAGAUCAGAAAGAUCAUGG
This is a messenger RNA of Eutrema salsugineum, 1754 nucleotides long. Its product is annotated as BTB/POZ domain-containing protein At5g41330. Gene Ontology annotation, biological process: protein homooligomerization. Gene Ontology annotation, molecular function: protein binding. The record is from RefSeq and is a predicted model, not a curated record. Lineage: Eukaryota; Viridiplantae; Streptophyta; Magnoliopsida; Brassicales; Brassicaceae.